Messenger RNA from Pipistrellus nathusii (Nathusius's pipistrelle), 2757 nucleotides. Lineage: Eukaryota; Metazoa; Chordata; Mammalia; Chiroptera; Vespertilionidae. The record is from the annotation of a GenBank genome assembly.
AUGGCGCCCACCAAGCCCAGCUUUCAGCAGGAUCCUUCCAGGCGAGAACGUUUACAAGCAUUGAGAAAGGAGAAAUCCCGAGAUGCUGCACGCUCCCGCCGGGGAAAAGAAAAUUUUGAGUUCUAUGAAUUGGCCAAGUUAUUGCCUCUUCCUGCAGCCAUCACGAGCCAGCUGGACAAGGCGUCCAUCAUCCGACUUACAAUUAGCUAUCUGAAAAUGAGGGACUUUGCUAACCAGGGGGACCCUCCAUGGAACUUGCGAAUGGAAGGCCCACCCCCAAACACAUCCGUAAAAGUUAUAGGUGCACAACGAAGGAGAAGCCCCAGUGCACUGGCCAUUGAAGUAUUUGAAGCCCAUUUGGGAAGUCACAUUUUGCAGUCCCUGGAUGGCUUUGUGUUUGCACUAAACCAAGAAGGAAAAUUUUUGUACAUUUCCGAAACAGUCUCAAUCUACCUAGGCCUCUCACAAGUGGAGCUGACAGGCAGCAGCGUCUUUGACUAUGUCCACCCGGGGGACCACGUGGAGAUGGCAGAGCAGCUGGGCAUGAAGCUCCCCCCGGGGCGGGGCCUCCUCUCCCAGGGUGCCGCCGAGGACGGAGCCAGCUCAGCAUCCUCCUCCUCCCAGUCAGAGACCCCCGAGCCAGUGGAGUCAACCAGUCCCAGUCUGCUAACCACUGACAACACCCUUGAGCGUUCCUUUUUCAUCCGAAUGAAAUCUACUCUGACCAAACGCGGCGUGCACAUCAAAUCAUCAGGAUAUAAGGUGAUCCACAUCACAGGCCGGCUCCGCCUGCGGGUGUCCCUGUCCCACGGGAGGACCAUCCCCAGCCAGAUCAUGGGCCUCGUGGUCGUGGCGCACGCCCUGCCUCCGCCUACAAUCAACGAAGUCAGAAUCGACUGCCAUAUGUUCGUCACUCGAGUAAAUAUGGACCUCAAUAUCAUUUACUGUGAAAAUAGGAUCAGCGAUUACAUGGAUCUGACCCCGGUAGACAUUGUGGGGAAGAGAUGCUACCACUUCAUCCACGCGGAGGAUGUGGAAGGCAUCCGGCACAGCCACCUGGACUUGCUGAAUAAGGGCCAGUGUGUGACGAAGUACUACCGAUGGAUGCAGAAGAACGGAGGCUAUAUCUGGAUACAGUCUAGUGCCACCAUCGCUAUCAACGCCAAGAAUGCGAAUGAGAAGAACAUCAUCUGGGUGAAUUAUCUUCUUAGUAAUCCCGAGUACAAGGACACCCCGAUGGACAUCGCACAGCUCCCCCACCUGCCCGAGAAGACUUCGGAGUCCUCGGAGACGUCGGACUCUGAGUCAGACUCUAAAGACACCUCAGGUAUUGCAGAGGACAACGAGAACUCCAAGUCCGACGAGAAGGGGAACCAGUCCGAGAACAGCGAGGACCCGGAGCCCGACCGGAAGAAGUCGGGCAGCACGUGCGACCAGGACAUGAACUGCCACGACCAAGGACACAGCUCCAGCAACCCCGACAGCCGCGACAGCGACGACGACAGCUUCGAGCACUCGGACUUCGAGAACCCCAAGGCCGGGGAGGAAGGCUUCCGCGCGCUGGGGCCCAUGCAGAUCAAGGUGGAGCGCUACGUGGAGAGCGAGCCGGACCCGCGGCUGCAGGACUGCGAGCCGCUCACGUCGGACAGCGCCAGCGCCAAGGACUCGGACAGCGCGGGCGAGGCGGGCGCGCAGGCGGCGGGCAGGCUCCAGCGGCGCAGGAAGCGGCGGAAGCGGCAGAAGGGCGGCAGCGCCAGUCGCCGGCGCCUGUCCAGCGCGUCCAGCCCGGGCCUGGAGGGGGGCCUGGUGGAGCCCCCGCGGCUGCUGGCCUCCCCCAACAGCGCCGCCUCCUCGGUGCUCAAGAUCAAGACGGAGAUCGCCGAGCCCAUCAACUUCGACAACGACAGCAGCAUCUGGAACUACCCGCCCAACAGGGAGAUCUCCAGGAACGAGUCCCCCUACAGCAUGACCAAGCCCCCCAACUCCAACUCCGAGCAUUUCCCGUCCCCGCAGGGUCAGGGCGGCGGGGGUGGGGGCGGGGGUGGCAGCGGGGGCAGUGGGGGCCUGCACGUGGCCAUCCCCGACUCGGUCCUCACCCCGCCCGGCGGUGCAGACAGCGCGGCCCCGCGCAAGACUCAGUUCGGCGCCUCGGCCACCUCGGCCCUGGCCCCCGUCACCUCCGACCCCCUGUCGCCCCCGCUGUCAGCAUCCCCGCGGGACAAGCACCCGGGGGGUGGCGGCGGCGGUGGAGGCGGCAGCGGCGGCGGCACCGGGGGUGGCCCCGGCGCGCCCAACUCCUUGCUGUACCCCGGGGACCUGGAGGCGCUGCAGAGGCUGCAGGCGGGCAACGUGGUGCUGCCGCUGGUGCACAGGGUGACCGGGACGCUGGCGGCCACCGGCACGGCGGCGGCGCAGCGGGUCUACACCACGGGCACCAUCCGCUACGCGCCCGCCGAGGUGACCCUGGCCAUGCAGGGCAACCUGCUGCCCAACGCGCACGCCGUCAACUUCGUGGACGUCAACAGCCCGGGCUUCGGCCUCGACCCCAAGACGCCCAUGGAGAUGCUCUACCACCACGUGCACCGGCUCAACAUGUCGGGACCGUUCGGCGGCGCGGUGAGUGCGGCGGCCAGCCUGACGCAGAUGCCCGCGGGCAACGUGUUCACCACGGCCGAGGGGCUCUUCUCCACGCUGCCCUUCCCGGUCUACAGCAACGGCAUCGCCGCCGCACAGGCGCUGGAGCGCAAGGACGACUGA